Molecule: messenger RNA, 1095 nt
Organism: Vitis vinifera (wine grape)
Lineage: Eukaryota; Viridiplantae; Streptophyta; Magnoliopsida; Vitales; Vitaceae
Product: protein PELOTA 1
Exons: 1
Coding region: 1-1095 (364 amino acids)
Biological process (GO): nuclear-transcribed mRNA catabolic process, no-go decay; ribosome disassembly; RNA surveillance
Cellular component (GO): cytoplasm
Source: RefSeq, a predicted model, not a curated record
AUGAAGCUGGUAGAAGAAGAAAAAAUCCUUCCUAAUAGCAGUGGAAUCAUCAAUAUCGUUCCUGAAGAACCAGAUGACAUGUGGCUCCUCUACAAUUUGAUUUCUAAGGGCGAUGUCAUCGUUGCCGAUACAACCCGCAAAACCGCCUUUGGCAGAGUUAGACUCACACUUGAAAUCAAAAUCACCGCCAUCGAUUAUGAUAAAGUAGGCUCAGUAAUCCGCGUCGCCGGCAGGAACUUGGUGCACAAUGAACACGUAGACGCCGGUGCCUUCCACACCAUAGAGAUUGAGAGGAAUAAACCGUUUGACCUGAAGAAGAAAGUUUGGGAUUCUGAUGCAAUCGAGGAACUACGCUCCUACGGCAAUGCUGCUAAAGCAGACCUCGCAGUCUUGUUGAUACAAGACGUAUCCGCGGAGUUGUACUCGAUAGGGAAAAUAGCCACUACACUUUGUGCCAACAUUGAAGCCCCAUCUAAAACCAAUAGAGCUGCAAAAUCGAAAUCUCAGUCAAAGUCAAACAAGUUUUUUGAAAACAUUUUAACAGAAUUUGUAAAGCACGUAAAUUUCAACUUCGUAAGCUUGGUCAUAAUAGCAAGUCCUGUUGGGACGGAGUUUCGGCAAUACUUGCUAGCAGAAUCACGAAGGCAGAAGCUGCAGCAAAUAGAAGAAAAUAAGGAACGUGUGGUAGUGGUGAAUACUUCGGGAAAAGCAACUUUGAAAGCGGUGUUGCAAGAGCCCGAGGUAAUGAAAUUGAUUCGGGGCAAAAACGGGGCAGUGGAGAUAACAGCAUGGAAGGAUUUGUGCGACAUGUUGAGCAACGAUUCAAGUAGGGCGUGUUAUGGAUCAAAGAGUGUGGAGAAGGCAAAUGAAUUGAUGGCAAUCGACACCCUGUUUAUAAGUGAUGAACUUUACCGGAGUGCAAACCAUGGAAGUAGGCACAAGUACACGGAUUUAGUUAAGUCGGUAAAGAAGGCGGGAGGGAAGGCCUUGGUAUAUUCACACAAUCAUGUAAUGGGAGAGCAGUUAGGUCAGUUAACUGGGAUUGCUGCUAUUCUUAGGUUUCCAUUGCCUGAUCUGGAUGACAUGGAAUUGUGA